This is a messenger RNA of Eurypyga helias (sunbittern), 531 nucleotides long. RefSeq names its product signal transducing adaptor family member 1 (gene STAP1). The transcript has 5 exons. Gene Ontology annotation, biological process: positive regulation of B cell receptor signaling pathway; cell surface receptor protein tyrosine kinase signaling pathway. Gene Ontology annotation, molecular function: protein kinase binding; signaling adaptor activity. NCBI's taxonomy places the organism in Eukaryota, Metazoa, Chordata, Aves, Eurypygiformes, Eurypygidae. The record is from RefSeq and is a predicted model, not a curated record. The annotation marks the transcript as partial.
UACUCACACAAAGUAGAUAUAUCAGCUUUGACCUCAGCAACCAACAUUCAUCCAGGUGAAAACGGCUCUGCACAGUUCAUCCUGAUGCUGUCAAAUGGGAUAUUAGAACUGAAGGCCAAUGACUGUGAGUGUGGGAAGGAAUGGAAGGGAUUUAUUCUCACCGUAACGAAGCUGGCAGUUCCACCAGACGAGUCGUUCCUACCUCGGCAACUUAGGGGAAUGCAGGAAGUACUAGAGAAGGAGAAGGAAAGGAGGAUUACGCUCAGCAGCUGCUCGGGCACACCCUCGAACAGAAAAAACCCUCCCGGCAGCGCACUGACCACUAUGCCAGCGUGCUUCUACGCAGUAUCUCGGCAGGAAGCCAUAGAGAUGUUGAAAAAGAACCCUUCGUGCGGGAAUUUGAUCCUGCGUCCCGGCAGCGACAGCAAGAACUACACAGUCAGUAUCCGACAUGAGCUGUACGCCCCACACUUAAAGCACUACAGAGUGAUGUCCGAGGGAACCCGUUACAUUAUCGAACUGGAAACACGG